AUGGCCCCGGUAGGAGCCGGAGCUGUAGCUCCUCAGAAGAUCUGUUCGAUUUGCAGAAAGGUGCUGUGGUUCGAACUCCAACCGGAAGAUUUGUUGGGAACGCCGCACCAUUCCAGUCGGGAAGCCCUGGAAGCAUCUGCCAAAUCAUGUCGGCUCUGUCACAUGAUUCUGCGCGCCGCAGUAGCAAACUAUCGGGACUCGAGAGGGAGAAGAAAUGGGAAGGGCUACUGGAGAGAGUUCGUUGCCGCCAAGCACCACAGCGGCUCAGGCGUGCGUGAUGUGACUUUUGUCAAGGAUUUAGGAGCCAACAUGCCCGUUAAUACAACAGGUCACAGUAAAGGUGGCGCAAAACCAAUCCUGGCACACACUGGAAACAUUACCGCCGACGGCACGCAUAUAGACGAUGAUGAGCCAAGCCUGGAUGAGCCGACUAUCGACGAGGAUGAGACGGCGGAUUUGCCAGUCUGGCUCUAUGGAAAUUGGUGGUCAGAGAGUGAGCCGAAGGAGUCUAAUAGCACAUCUCAGAUGAGACUCAUGGGAGUCGGUGCUCGCUUCGGCAAGACUCAAAGCCAUUUUGAUGCCUUCAACUGCAAGCCGGAUUGGAUUCACGUGCGGGGAAGUCAGCUGGGAAUAUGUGCAAGCGAUGACAGCUCAUCAUCUACUCACAUUCCAGGUCGCCUGCGUGAGCUAAACUCAGACUCAGCCAUGGCCUUCCAUCGGCUUCAGAAAUGGCUAAAAGACUGUACAACAAAUCACCACUGUUGUGAAAGACCACAACUCAAAACUAAGUUGCCAACGCGUGUCAUAGACGUAUUCUCCUCUGACCGUAAAGUCUCGGUUUUCGAGACUAGCGGCCACAGGGGCAAAUAUGUAACUCUCAGUCACUGUUGGGGAACAUCCUCUAGGCUGACAGCCACUAAAGAGUCCAUUGCAGACUUAAAAGACGGCAUUGCCAUAUCAUUUCUUCCAAAAACCUUUCAAGAUGCGAUCAGAGUCACGAGACGUCUCGGUAUAGAAUAUCUUUGGAUAGAUUGUCUAUGUAUUAUCCAAGAUGACCCGGAUGAUUGGGAGCGAGAAACGUCCGCGAUGAACCAGAUUUACCGGAACUCGUACCUCACAAUAUCAGCAGCUGCGUCCGACGACAGUUACACGGGAUGUUUCCCGAAGCGUGAGACGGAUUCGUAUGUGUCACCAGCUUCCAAAUCGCUUGGCUAUAACAUACCGAGGGAACCAAGGGGGCCGAGGAGCUUUACACUGGAUUGUGAUAGCAUGUCGCGGCCCGGCAAGAAGAAUAAGCUCCACUUGUUCGAGGAAUGGCUGCCAGGUUCCAGCUUCGAUUCGCCACAGAGGAUGGGCGUGGGCACUUUCGGCAAGAGGCUAGACCCUAUCGCCGACGAGCCCCUGAGCAGUCGCGCCUGGACGUUACAGGAACGAUUGCUGUCUCCCCGCAUUGUCCACUAUGCCCGCGAUCAAAUGUAUUUCGAAUGUGAGACGUGCUUGAAAUCCGAGGACGGUUUCAAGUUCGACGACAUCUACUUCGGAAUGAGCCGCCUCCUGGAGACGCAGCGCAUACCGUAUAGUCAGCACGGCCUCCCCCCUUCAUUCGGGGGCUCCCCUAUAAUUGGGCAACAUUCUGGGGCCACAAAUCCUGGGGUUAGGUGGCAAGGAGGGUGGCUGUCUCUCAUCGAAAACUACACGAGGCGUAACAUGACCGUCUCGAAGGAUAAACUCACCGCAAUAGCUGGCGUGGCUAGAGCUUUGGGAGAGGAAACGCAGGACCGGUAUUACGCCGGUCUGUGGGGAAGGCAUUUCAUGGAAGAUUUGUUCUGGAGGACGUACCCUCAGGAGGAGAUGGAAUCUCGACGGGGGACGAAAAGCACGCUCAAGAUGGGAAAGAUGCUAGGUGCCGUCCGUAGACCGGCCGAGUAUCGAGCGCCUAGCUGGUCGUGGGCUUCCCUGGAUGGGCCGAUCAAGUAUAUCCCGUUGUCGUACAACAGGCUGGUGGCGGAGAUCCUUAUGUGCACGACGAUUCCGGCUGGGAAAGACCUGUAUGGAAGAUGUUCGGGCGGGAAGUUGGAUAUCAGGGGGCCCAUAUACGAAGUAAAGCCGCACAGGCCGAAGACCAGGUGGGAUCGGCACGGCAUACCGGUCGAAAUCGACUUCGCAGACGAGCGCGGGAUAUCCGUCGGCGCGCUGCACCUCGACUUCGCCGACGAGCCCAUCUCGUACCCGUGCUACGCCUUCUUCAUCGACCCGUCAAAAGCGCUCAUCGUCAGGGCUAGGGAACUCGAGCCCAGGCGCAACGAGGACGGCACCGACGACCCGACCGCGAUGGUGCCCCGCGCCAUCCUCACGUCCACCAUGGCCAAGGACCUCGUCGCAGAGAACCCGGAGAUGGAGUCUCUGUCGUUCCAGGCGCUCGAUGAUGUGGGACGGGUGGGCGUUGCCGUGUUUGUGAGGGCGAGUAGUGGGAAGAAGGGCGCGGAGGAGAGGGAGAGAGAGCAGCGGAGUAGUACUUUGGGGGAUGAGUGUGCGGGGCUCGUGAGGGAUGAUGAGUUUAAGAUUUUGGUGUCGAUAGUGUAG
Hypoxylon fragiforme is the source of this 2583-nucleotide messenger RNA. Its product is annotated as HET-domain-containing protein. Lineage: Eukaryota; Fungi; Ascomycota; Sordariomycetes; Xylariales; Hypoxylaceae. The transcript has 3 exons. The record is from RefSeq and is a predicted model, not a curated record. The coding region runs from base 1 to 2583 and encodes 860 amino acids.